UCCAGUGUAUGUGACAAAACCACUCUCUCCCCUCUCUCUCUCUCUCUCUAAACUGCCAAUACCAUGGAAGACGAAUGGGGAGACAUAAACCUGGCCUCCCUCCACGACAACCCGGGAUCCAGGCCCGACCCGUCCCGCACCAGCAACUUCCUUCCCCUCACCUUUCAAGAAUUUCUCACCCGGCCCUUGAACAGCACCAACCCACAAACAACCACCAUCCACGGCGGCGGCUACACAACGUCGGAGUGUCCUUCGCCGCCGCCGGCCACCACUCUGAGCCUGAAUCCUGGCCCCGGUCACCCGUUCAGCUUCCCUCUUGGAUCAAACCCGUUUUACCAGCCCCCACCCGGGUUCCCAAAUGGGCCUGACUCUAUGAACGUAGACCCUUUUGAUGGGUUGGCUUCGUCUUGUUCGAGGUUGCCGGAUUUUGGACGGAAAAGGUACCAGGAAGCGGAAAAUAGUAGCUCCGGCGACCAGAGAAAUAAGCGGAUGAUUAAGAACAGGGAGUCGGCUGCUCGGUCGAGGGCUAGAAAACAGGAAUGUGUCUCUCUGUUUUGCUUUUUUCUCUAA
Molecule: messenger RNA, 570 nt
Organism: Rhododendron vialii
Lineage: Eukaryota; Viridiplantae; Streptophyta; Magnoliopsida; Ericales; Ericaceae
Product: protein FD-like
Exons: 1
Coding region: 64-570 (168 amino acids)
Biological process (GO): positive regulation of DNA-templated transcription
Cellular component (GO): nucleus
Molecular function (GO): DNA-binding transcription factor activity
Source: RefSeq, a predicted model, not a curated record